This is a messenger RNA of Homarus americanus (American lobster), 573 nucleotides long. Its product is annotated as pro-resilin-like. The record is from RefSeq and is a predicted model, not a curated record. Lineage: Eukaryota; Metazoa; Arthropoda; Malacostraca; Decapoda; Nephropidae. Gene Ontology annotation, cellular component: extracellular matrix. Bases 53 to 484 code for a protein of 143 amino acids. The transcript is spliced from 3 exons.
GGUGCCGAGCAUCCCUGGGCAUCAGCCUUCGUCUUUCCCAGCAACCGGUAACAUGGUCCACAAGCUUUUCUUCCUGGCCGCCCUUGUGGCAGUCGCGUUAGCUGACAACCGCCCCACCUACAACCCUCCACCUCCCACCUACAACCCUCCACCUCCCACCUACAACGCUCCCGCUCCUUCCUACAACGCUCCUGAGCCUGUGGGUCCUGCUCAGUACAACUUCAACUGGGCAGUUAAGGACGACUACUCAGGCAACGACUUCGGCCACGAUGAAACUCGUGAUGGUUACGACACUCAGGGAUCUUAUUAUGUUCAGCUUCCCGACGGUCGUCUGCAGAGGGUUACCUACACUGUGAACGGCGACUCCGGCUACUUGGCUCAGGUCGAAUACCAGGGUGAAGCCCAGUACCCAGCCCAACAGCCCGCUCCCAGUUACCAGCCCGCUCCUAGCUACCAGCCAGCCCCUGGGCCCAGCUACGCUUAAAUUUAAUCACAGACUGAUACUCGACGCUUUAAGUUUAAGAAAUGGAAUUAUUUGCAUAUUUUAUUAUAAAAUAAAGAAUACAAAGCAAA